Molecule: messenger RNA, 414 nt
Organism: Cooperia oncophora
Lineage: Eukaryota; Metazoa; Nematoda; Chromadorea; Rhabditida; Trichostrongylidae
Source: the annotation of a GenBank genome assembly
CUGACCUGUUUGCAACUGCUUAUCGAACGUAUAAAUUUAUGCUAUUUAGACGAGCUGCUGAGUGCGUGUGAUGACGGCGGUGAGCGUGCCUCGAAUGCUCCGAACGAGCGGCCCGCUUAUUUGGCGAUGUUUAUUCAUCAAGUGGAACCAGGACUGGUACACAUACGGACAAGAGGCUCAUCGCAUCGGUUUGGCGAACCUGGACCACUGUGCGAUUCUAUGGUUGUUUCGUUGACGUCUCUCCCGUCGUUGGUUCGAUUGACGAUUUUGAACAUUGUCAGGCGGAAUGUAGCAGAAAUUGAAAAUUACCAAUUCACGCAUACGAAGAGAAAGCAGGCCAUCAUUGAUUUCGGCAAGAAGUAUGCAGCCAACUUGACUUAUGAAGACUUCUUGUUACGUCUAAUGAUGUGGUAG